AUGUACGUCGGAGAUCUCGUUCUACGGAAGCUCGACAAGUGUACGACGGCAGCGCAAGUGUGGGAAACAUUGGAUCGAUUGUACAUGGCCAAGACUCUCCCCAACAGAGUUCAUGCUCAGCUCAAGGUCUAUGCAUUCAAGAUGACGGACUCGAGGACAAUCGAUCAGAACGUCGACAUCUUCCUGAAGCUAAUUGCGGAUCUGAGCAAUCUCAGCAUCGACAUCCCUGAGGAGGUACAAGCUAUCUUACUUCUUAAUGCCCUUCCCCCUAGGUUUGAUUCGUUGAAAGAAACCUUGAAAUAUGGUCGAAACGCAAGAAAAUUUGAAGAGGUUAUUAGUUCUGCGAAAUCGAAAGAGUUGGAAUAUAUUGAUUCACCUAGCCAUAAGUCUAUCGGGGAAGGUCAUUAUGUUAGAGGUAGAUCGGAAUCUAGGGGCACUAACAAUGCAGAUAAGAACAACAAGAACCGAUCGAGGUCUAAGUCUAAGGAUGGCAAGAGAGUGUGCUGGAUCUGUGGAAAGGAGGGACACUUCAAGAAACAGUGUUACAUAUGGCUGGAAAGGAACAAAGGAAAAGGUCAGUCGCAGGAUCAUGGAGAGUCGUCACUGGCUAAGGAUGAUGCACGAGACUUGGUGGGUUUCAUGGCCUGUGAAGCGAACGUUUCCACAGGAGAGAAUAUCAAGGAAGAAUGGUUUAUGGACACAGGGUGUUCGUUUCAUAUGACACCAACGAAGGAAGUGUUCAUUGACUUUAAAGAGUCUGCAUCCGGGACGGUUCAGAUGGCAAACAACACCAAGGCGGAGGUCAAGGGAGUCGGCUCCGUGAGGUUUGAGAACCCCAGAUGGAACCACCUUCGUUCUGCAUGA
Messenger RNA from Microthlaspi erraticum, 864 nucleotides. The record is from the annotation of a GenBank genome assembly. NCBI's taxonomy places the organism in Eukaryota, Viridiplantae, Streptophyta, Magnoliopsida, Brassicales, Brassicaceae.